AUGGAGCCAUUUAUGUCCAUGAUUCUCCAGACGCUGGCGUCCAAAGCUGUGAUGUACCCUCCUCUCAAAGAGAUUCAUGACAACUAUCCUGGAUUCUUCAAAGAACAUGGUGCAUCUUUAGAUAAGGAAACUCGGCAACGAUAUGAAAAACAGUAUGAGGUGCUGCCUUUCACUAGUUAUUUGUUUGAGGCGCGCUGCUUUGCAUUGCUGACCUUCAAAAAGGCUAAAUUCUUGGGAAAAUCUGCUUUGAAUUCGAAAAUCAAGCAGGACCAACCACCGACCACAGCGCAAGAUGGUAGUGGAACGGUGAGUAAUGAAAACGGUGCUGGCGGUAUCCCUGACAUGGCAAACUUUGAAACGCUCGGAAAGUUGCUUGUUGAAUUACAAGCCUAUGGUUAUCCUCCUAAGGAGUUGACAGGCGAGCUACCUGCUGGCUGGACUGUUGAUGAUAGGACCGGGUUACCGAAAGUUGACGACAUAUCUGCCGCUGCGAAUGCGUGUACACUGAUGUGA
Cooperia oncophora is the source of this 513-nucleotide messenger RNA. The record is from the annotation of a GenBank genome assembly. Lineage: Eukaryota; Metazoa; Nematoda; Chromadorea; Rhabditida; Trichostrongylidae.